Molecule: messenger RNA, 1944 nt
Organism: Gadus morhua (Atlantic cod)
Lineage: Eukaryota; Metazoa; Chordata; Actinopteri; Gadiformes; Gadidae
Product: fatty acyl-CoA reductase 1
Exons: 13
Coding region: 1-1530 (509 amino acids)
Biological process (GO): long-chain fatty-acyl-CoA metabolic process
Cellular component (GO): peroxisome
Molecular function (GO): alcohol-forming very long-chain fatty acyl-CoA reductase (NADP+) activity
Source: RefSeq, a predicted model, not a curated record
AUGGGAGAGGUGAAGGCUCCUGUGGUCAGCAACACGCUGGUUGCACGCUCAGCAUCUCAGAGGGCCGCGGCGGUUGACUUGUUUACUUCACACGUGUCUCUGUCCUGUUCCCAGCUGUUUGCGCGCGUGCGGGAGGAGGACCCCGACUUCCACCAGAAGAUCAUUGCGGUGAGCAGCGAGCUGACCCAGCCCGGCCUGGCCCUCGGCCCGCAGGACGUGGAGAUGCUCUGCGGCUGCAUCAACAUCGUCUUCCACUGCGCCGCCACCAUCCGCUUCGACGCGCCACUCAAGCAGGCGCUGCAGCUUAAUGUGAUCGCCACCAUGCAGCUGCUGGGUCUGGCCCGCAAGAUGCAGCACCUGGAGGCCUUCAUCCAUGUCUCCACCGCGUACGCCAACUGCAACCUCCACCACAUCGACGAGGUCAUCUACCCCCCUCCCGUCGAGCCUACCAAGCUCAUUGACUCGCUGUCGUGGAUGGAGGACAGCAUCGUGGAGGACAUCACGCCACGGCUGAUCGGCGACCGGCCCAACACCUACACCUACACCAAGGCGCUGGCGGAGUACGCGGUGCAGCAGGAGCAGGAGCACCUCAACAUCGGCAUCAUCAGACCCUCCAUCGUGGGCGCCAGCUGGCAGGAGCCCUUCCCUGGCUGGAUCGACAACUUCAACGGGCCGAGUGGAGUCUUCAUAGCCGCGGGGAAGGGCCUCCUGCGUACCAUGAGGGCCAACCAUGACGCGGUGGCGGACCUGAUCCCGGUGGACGUGGUGAUCAACCUGACGCUGUCCGCUGGCUGGUACACGGCCGUGCACAGACCUAAGACGGCAAUGGUCUACAACUGCACCACAGGGGGCAUCAACCCCUUCCACUGGGGCGAGAUCGAGUACCACGUGAUGAACACCUUCAAGACCAACCCCCUGGAGCAGGCCUUCCGCCGGCCCAACGCCAACAUCACCUCCAACUACCUGGUCAACCAGUACUGGAUGCUGGUGAGCCACCGGUGCCCCGCCAUCCUCUACGACAUGUACCUGCGUCUCUCCGGACAGAAGCCCACGAUGAUGCGUAUCUUCAACCGGCUCCACAAGGCCAUCGGCCUGCUGGAGUACUUCAGCAACCAGGACUGGGAGUGGAAGUCUGACAACAUGAGCAUGCUGCUGAACCAGCUCACGGUGGAGGACCGCAAGACGUUCAACUUUGACGUGCGGCAGCUGAACUGGCCAGAGUACAUCGAGAACUACUGCAUCGGGACCAAGAAAUACGUCCUCAAUGAGGAGAUGUCCGACAUCCCUGUGGCCCAGAAACACCUGAGGAAGCUGAGGAACAUCCGCUACACCUUCAACACGCUGCUCCUCAUCUUCAUCUGGAGGGUGUUCAUCGCCCGCUCCCAGAUGGCCCACAACAUCUGGUACUUCGUGAGUUUUGUCGGGGAGCCGAUAGUCACCAGUGCCUGCACACUCUACAGCUACUGCAGUGAACAUUUACAACAAUUCCUGCCACUGCAGCGAUUAAAGUGGGACUAUGGGCAGACCUAGGCCCCUGUGCUGGCCCUGGUGCUGGUGCUGGCCCUGGUGCUGGCCCUGGUGCUGGCCCCGGGUCCUAGCCCCGGUCCUAGCCCCUGGCCUCCUCUCCAGGCCGGAGGUCCAGCGGGGGGAGGUGGUCGUUCUGCUGCUGGCCCGCCUGUGCCUCCUGGAGGAGGAGGAUACACAGGAGGACUCAUCAACUCCAAACUACAGAUGGAUAAAGCAAACGACCACUACCACUCCUUGACAGACAGGACUGUCGGACGUAUUUCACAGAUGUGUAUGUUUUUUUUUGUUGAUAAUAUUUUGACUCCAUUUAACCGUGAACAAUGUAAUCAUAAAUGUUUUAGUAGCAUAGGACAAUCAUUUUAAAUGGUGACUGCUUAUGAAAACGCUAUUGGUCAGGACUUAACUUAGGGUUUAGUC